Messenger RNA from Helianthus annuus (common sunflower), 750 nucleotides. RefSeq names its product cytochrome b-c1 complex subunit 6. Lineage: Eukaryota; Viridiplantae; Streptophyta; Magnoliopsida; Asterales; Asteraceae. The transcript has 5 exons. Bases 182 to 391 code for a protein of 69 amino acids. The record is from RefSeq and is a predicted model, not a curated record. Gene Ontology annotation, biological process: mitochondrial electron transport, ubiquinol to cytochrome c.
CCCUUUCUAAACUUGUGUAAGGAAUAAUUUGGCUUUCCCCAAUCUAUCGCUACCAAUGAGCAUUGCCAUAUGAAUCGGUCCUUCACCCAAACAAAUACAUAUAACUGUUUUCUCUUCCAAUCUUAGGGUUCCUCCUGCGUUCUUCAAAUAAGGUUAUUUCAGCAAACGAGCUUGUUAGAAAAUGGGUGAUGUUGAACCAGUUGAUCAAAAGAAGUACUUGGAAGAUUCUAGCAAGCCCAAGUGUGUUAGACCUCUCAUCGAGUAUCAGGCAUGUGUGAAACGAAUAGAAGGAGACGAAACUCGAGAAAAGCAUUGUACUGGACAAUACUUCGAUUAUUGGCAUUGUAUUGACCGAGCUGUUGCACCGAAGCUAUUUGACAAACUCAAGUGAAAGAAGAGAUGAUUCUCAGGACAUUAGGAUUACAUCUCGCUUACUGGUUCUUGGUUUGCUUAAAGUAAAUUCACCUGCAUCAGCUUUCUUGGUACUGUAGUCGUGUAGUUGGUACUUAAUAAGUAGCAUCUCAUCUCCAUGGUGAAGUUUAAUCUUCAUCAAUUCACUUGUUUUGUUUCUUUUUUUUUUUGGUGUCGGGAUAAGAAAAUGAGACGCGGUUUCUUUUGUUUAUGAAGUAAUAAGGUACCAAACGUUUGACCCUUGUGAUUCGAGUAGAUCCAAUAGUAUAAAGUUGUAUGGAGUAUGGACCUUCAUAACCGCAUAGAGAAGUGACGAGCAAAUCUAGAAACUUUGUUUCA